UGCUCGGAGUAGGUACUUUUAGUUAUGAAGACGGCUUUGGUAUAAUUACUCUGUGAUAAGAUUUUGAAAUUUAAUUAGAUUACGAUCCUGUAUUCAGUAUUGUAAUUGUAAAUAUAUUACAGAAGUUAAUGUUUAGUUUGCAGUAUGUGCAUGUUCUUUAGAAUAUUUAAUUAGUUAAAGGAAUGAGUUUAAUUUCAAUACUAUAUAUAAAUUGUAUACCAUGGAAGUUUCAAGCGAAAUCAAGGAAGAUAUUCGCAAGACACAGACUGAGUUAAAAAAUGCUAUACGAGUUCAUCAGGUUUGGGUUGCGCGUCUUCAAGAAGACGAAACUAACUCGCUUAUAAAAUCGAAGAUAUGUGAAGCUGAAAAACAUAUUAUUGCAAUUGGGAAUUCGCAAAAAUUGGUGGUAGAUAGACUCCGUAGAGAACUGGAACUAUAUCAGCAACAUCUUAGAGCAAGAAACAAGCAUGUUAAUUUUGAUAAUGACAAUCAAUAUGUUGCCCAACAGUUACGAGAUCACCUAAUACAGUUCAGGGGCAAAAAUCAUUCUGUGUCAUUGUUAAAACCUUCUGUUUUAAAUGAGAUAAAAUUAAAAACAGAGAAUGGAAAUGAUGAUUAUAAUAUAUCUGAUUCAGAAACCGACUCUAAAUCUCUGUACAAAGAUAUGGUAAAUAAAAGAGAAAAUGAUAACACGGAUGAGAUCUCUAAAAGUUUUUCAAAGUUACAAAGUUCUGUGCAAGAUAACAGAAGUAAUUUUGAAAAUGCACUCAAUAAAGUUAAAGAGGUGUUUCUGGGAACAAAAUUUGAUGAUAAUGAUUGGCCUGACAGAUCAGAUUCAGACUCAUCCCUGGAUCCUGAGUUAUCUCCGACACCAUCACCACCUCCUUUACCCACAUCAGGAGAGCCUGUAACAAAGGAAGUCUAUAUGAGACUCAUAGGAUUAGUUACUCCUAUUCAAAAGGUAUUGAUAGAUAAAAGAAGAAGUGACCGCCGCAAAAGAGCUGCAACAACUAAUAGGAAUAAUUACAUAUAUGGAAGUUUUGAAAUGAUCCCUAAAAGGAAAAAAUUAAAUCAAUUCCCAUAUCUGCAGAGCCACAAUGACCCACCACAGACGCGAUCAGCUAAACUGAGGCAACAGAACCAGAAAUUCUCGCGAGAAGGUUCACCGUCAGGUUCCUCAUCAGAAAAUAAAGGUUGGAGUGUCAACAAACCCACAUGGAUACCAGCCUUACCCCCGGGUCUAUCAGUGGAGCCAGUGUCUUCAUCUAAUAAAAAACUCUGUCAUGGCUGUGGUAGAAAUGACGUGCCAUCCCUGCUGGUGCAGUGUGAUGAGUGUUCCACGUGGCAGCACACGGGGUGCGGGGCGGAGGGACAGUGUGCCUCAUGCCACGCGUCACUCCCCGAGCCCGCUGCGACCACGGCGCCUACUCACGCGCAUCUCUACAGAGACAAAUUAGCAGAACGAAAGCGUUUACAAGAGAAAAACAUAGAACUCUGCAUGGAGCUGCGGAAGUUGGAAGCGCGCGCUGCAUCACUGAAGGAUAACCUAGACGAACACAAUGCAGAGAAGAGACAGCUACUGGCCGACCAAAUGAAUACACAGAGGACUCUUCAGAAGUUGCUGGACUUCAUCAGCCAGUUCAAGGAGACAUCGCUUAGUGUCCGAUCAACAUCAGUCAGCGAGUCUGGAAGUGAAGUUAGUAAAAGUAACGAGGAAUAGGUUGUGGUAGUUAAGUUGGUAUGUUAUUGAUAUUGUUUUGGCAUCGUCAACAUGCCAAGUACUGGGACCACUGACCUGUAUCAAUACCACUGGACAGGAUGUUCCAUAUGUUUGACGGUAAAAAUUUUGUGCCUAUUUGAAGCGCCACUCGCGAGCGUCCUGAGAACUAAUUUUGACGUAUAAUAUAAAUGGCUGCAAAUGAAUGUACAAUACUCUGAAGUAUUUUUGCAUUUUGAAUUAAUUUCGUUCAAUGAACGUAAUAAAGUACACAUUUUUUUUUGUAAAUAGUUUCCCACCAUCUAUCCAUGUUUGCUGAGGUUGUCAUCACUAGUUUUAGUACCGCAGACUCUCGCUACAUAGCCAACACCGCCAAAAUGGCGAAUAUCAAACAGGCUCAAAAGCACUUUGACAGCCAGUCCAGUGGUAUAUAGUAGAGGUCAGUGACUGGGACAAGCUUAUGCCAAAAUUUAAUUAGAGAAAUAUUAAAAAAAUCAUUGCUCUUAAGACUACGCGACAGAUGUGAAAGUUUCAUCAAGGUGAGAUUCAUAAAUUCAGCUUAACUCGGGCGUUAAAUAGGUGUGCGUGACAGCCUAAUACAAUACCUACAAAAUACAAAUCUCAGCAUAGCUUACAGUGCAUUCACUUCAAAAAGAAAUUUUAACUCCUAACUGAUCGAAAUCAGAAACUGCUCCUAGAGUUAUCACAUGUGGCAUAAAAAAAACCGUAGUAAAUAAAGUACCUACAUUUUAUGUUAAGUAUAAAAUAUAAGAAAUGAUCGGUAUAUUUUUGAUAAAAUUUUGUAAGAUUCAUUAUUCUUAAUUUUACUUGUAUUAAAAUUGUAACUUGAACUGAGUAAUUAUUAGAACCCGGAUUCAAAACUAUUUUCAUACAAUCAUUUUAUGUGUAGAUUGUAGAUUUUCGCAUAGCUGUUCAAAUUAUCUUGGAGGAGAUAUUUUGGAUAUGUUAAAUAUAUUACUAGGGGUUACAUUAUUGUUCAAAAAUCAUUUAGGGAAAAUUAUGCAGUGUAACAAUUUUGGCCAAAACAUCAUGGAUUGUUUAAGUGAAAACUGCUUUUGGCGCACUUAAUACAUUAUUGAAUGGAGCUGGGCUGUCACGUUUGGCUAUGUAACGCUAGUUCCGAUAAAACCGGUUAGAGUCUACUGAGGUAGCUUUGUCAGAGAAAAAUUUACCAGGGUACGUAAAUUAUACAAUUUGUUGAUUAUGUAUAUUAGUGAAUAUUAUUGUUUUAUGAAUAUUAAAAAAAAAAAUUGUAAUUUUUAUUAUUAAAAUCGCCUUGAUAAAGGUUUACUUUUUUUUUUAAAUCUAUCUUCUUAUUCUUUGCAGGCCGAAACAAUGAUGUUGAUAAAUAUGGAAAUGUAAAACCCGUCUUUAUGUUUUAAAAGGGUAUUUUAAUUGUUCUAAUUGUAUACAAUAACUAUAAAUUUUAUUAUAAUUUAAAAUUAAAAGUUUAUAACAGACCUUUGUGCUUGCUAAUGCACAAACGACUAAUGUCUCUCUCACCAUUCCAGAUUAUACAGAUCUAUUAUUGGUACAAUGAACUCUGAACAUACGUCGUAAAACUUUUUCACUGAUUUGCGGGUAGUUUUAGUUUUGACACAAUAUAUCUGAUGCAAUAGAGACCCGCUCACUGUCUCCUCGUGCAGUCAAAUAUCUCACAUUUAAUUCUCUUAUAGGUUAUUUUAGUUAAGUACUAUUUAAACAAUUAUAUGAAUUAUAAUUUCAUUACAAUGUUUCGUGAAAUAAUAAUGUUACUUAUUCGAUUGCUAUCUUAAUUACGGUUCUUAUGUAAAAUGCUUACAUUUUUUGUUUUGUCACUAUUGAAUGACCUAUUAUUUAAGUUACCACUGCAAAUAUAUGGGUUUAUUUAUUAAUACACUCAUGAUAUUUAAAUACAGAUAAUCUUCCCUAUAACGCGGUUUACUGGUUCCGCGUUAUACGAAACCACGUUAUAGAGCUUAUCACAGUUCAUAACAAGUAUUUCCAAUUUUCUGUCUAGUUUUACUAUCAUAUAAAGGUUUUUAAUAAACGAAUUCAAUAAAAUAAUAUAAUUUUGUAAUAACACAAUUGACACACGUGAAAAGGUACGAGAAGCUAAUUUUGAACUGCACUAAAUGUAAUAAAUUUCACAGUACAGAAAUAUGUAUGUGGCACGUCCCUGCGUUAUAUGGGUAUAUGCCCGUGUUAUGGGAAUUACAAGUCGUGUCAUAUGAAAACGUGUUAUAAGGGUCAGCGUUAUAGGGGGAAUUACUGUAUAAGUAUUAUAAUCCAUUAUAUCGUCGUUAAUUUAUUAAUGAAUUUUUUGAACACCAAACUAUACAUAUUGUAAUUUUUUAGCAUGAAUCUUUAUGCUCAAUUUAUUGUAUGAAUAUUUAAUUAAUAUUUAUAAUAUAGAGAAGCUUCGGCAUUUGAUUGGAAUGCAUCAUUUUUUUUGAUUACAUUUUUUAAUGAUUAGCGUUGCUAAGUUCAUUAUCAAGUUUAACGUGGAAUUAAAUUUGAAGAUUGUUACAUUAGUCGAUUUUAUAAUGGAUCGCUUUUCAAAAUCAUGUUUCAAUAAUAAACCAAGUAAUAAAACUUAAACUUAAUAUGCAAUUGUAAUUAUUAUGACGGGUACUCACUAUAUAUAUUUUGUUAAUUUGAUACCGAUAUUUCGAUUCAAUUGCAUGAAUCGUGAGUUCCGCCGCGACCACGAUUCAUGCAAAUUUUUUUUGUAUGGAAUAGGAGGACAAACGAGCGUACGGGUUGUUAAGUGAUCACCGCCGCCCACAAUCUCUUGCAACAUCAGAGGAAUCACAGGAGCGUUGCCGGCCUUUAAGGAAGGUGUACGCGCUUUUUUUGAAGGUACCCAUGUCGUAUCGCCCCGGAAACACCGCACAAGGAAGUUCAUUCCACAGCUUUGUAGUACGUGGAAGAAGCUCCUUGUAAACCGCACUGUGGAGGACCGCCACACAUCCAGAUGGUGGGGAUGAUAUCCUAGCUUGUGGCGUGUCGUGCGAAGGUGGAAUUCGGCGGCAGGAGUCAGGUUGAACAGCUCUUCGGAACACUCCCCGUGAUAAAUGCGGUAGGAGACACACAAUGAAGCGACUUCUCUACGCAAAGCCAAUUGGAUCGAAAUAUCGGUAUCAAAUUAACAAAAUAUAUAUCGUGAGUACCCGUCAUAAUAAUUAGCUUGUUAAAUUUGCGCGGUGAUAAAAGUUUAAAAAUAUAAAAUAUGCAAGAUUAUUAUGACGAUACGUCACUCGAACGGUGAGCUCUGUUGGAAGAGCACUCGCACGGAACGCGAGAUGUCUUAGGUUCGAGUCCCGCAUCGUUCAUAAAAUUUUGUUUGUUAUUUACGCAAUUUAUGUUAAAGUAAGUAUCAUAUUUGUUUUUAUAUUAAAUGCAUGUACCAAAACAAUAAGAAAAGAUUUUUGUUUAUUUAUUGUUUAAAUAUGUCUGUCUUAUAGUGUGUUAUUUAUCUAAUAUUUAUGAUAACCUUGCUCCCAUUUAAAACUCCCGUGUACGUUGUUUUCACUGACUGACUAUUAUAUUUUUGCGCGUUAUACAUAACAUGCGAUUAUGUUGAAUGACAGAACCAAGUAAUAUACUUAACAAUUUGAUAUUUAAGAUAUAAGUGAUUUAUCACAUAUCGUCCAUAAAUAUCUGUACAAGUAGAUAAAUAAAAAAGUGUGUGUGUACUUAUGUAUGCACGCAAGAUGUUAUACUUCUUUGGCGUAACAUAGCAAAAAUCAUUAAAAUUAUUUAUUCAUCGUGCUAUUUUACGUUUUUAGAAAGAACAAUUUUGUAAAACUUUCAAAGAUGGCUUUGACGAUUAAUUAUUAACUAAUGAAUACGGCUGUAUGGGCUUGAAGCCUUUGCCUGUCCUAUUAACGGACGAAGAAACAAUAAAAAAAAAACGAAUGACGCAAACGUCAGAAAAUUAUAGGAACCAACUUGUUAUUUUUUUUUGUUACAGUGAUGAGCGCGCAUCUUAAAAUUCACUCUCAUCAUUUUUUCGUUACGCGCCUGAAGAAGUAUAACUUCAAUAAAAGUUCUAGUUUGGUAGAUUAAAAAAUUUUAAACACUAUGUUUUUGUCCGUUAUAGUCAAACACUCGCUGCAUGUGUAACUUUAAGGUUUUUAAUCAGUUUUUUUUUAUUUUUAAGAGAUAUCCCUCACUUCAGCGCUCUUACCAACUAAACCAACCGUCCGUCUCGGACGUAACCCUAGAGGCGCGGGUUCGAAUCCCGUAUCGUCCAUAAACUUUGUUACAAAUUAAAUUUGUAUAUUUAUAAUUUUGUCUUUGUGGUGGUUAUCAUUAAAAUCUGUUCUCAAUUGGCGAGAAAAACAGCCAGGCAAAUUUAAUUUUUUACUUCUCGCCAAACUUCUAGUUCACUUCGACGUUGUUGCGAGUGUAACUGCUGUGCAGUAACGAAAAAAUAAUUGCGUAUUCUUCUACAACUUAUUUUUAGAGUGUCUCCUAAGUAAAAUGAAAUAAAAAACAUUAGACUACCUAAACGUCAAUCAAAUUAUUACGGUAGUAUAAUGUAGUUACAAUUAUAUUUAUUUUUGGAAUCAGUCCUCCAGCCGUGGCCCCGCUCGCUCGAUGCGCGUGCGACACCAGCACAUCUCACCUAUAACUAUGUUUGUAGUUACAAACUUACCUUGGCUAACGCCGACUCCAAUAUAAAAUAAAAGUUUAAAAAUAUUAAGUUAGCGGGGCGAAUGUGGAAUGUAUUCUAGUGUGCGUGGUAACUUCAGAUUCGCUCUGAAGAAGAAGUUUCGCACGAAGUUUAUUGAGAGUGUGUGAAUGUUAACAAGUUACACGCAGAUGCUUCUACCGCACCGAUGCUUAUUUGCACUGCGAGCAUCGAGUGUUUGACAAUGUCUGUCUAUGUGUAUAUUAUAAUAGAUUUCAGUCUGUAUAGGUAUUUACCGGGAUACUACCCUUUUGUAAAUUUGUUUAAAGUUUGUUUAUAUAAUAUUUAUGUUAGGGUGGGCAUCUACCUACAUGUGAACCGGUCGUUAAUAUUAACGUUUUUUUUUUUAAAUACCAUUGUUAUAUAUUGAUUUUGUUCCAUAAUUUAUAUUAUGCAAUAACCUGUAAUUAUGUUUAAUGUUCUUUUUGCUUCUCAAUUGACUAUUUCAAUCAAUUAACUAGUUAGUUAUAAAUGAUAAAGUGUAUCGCGAAAGCUCGUUGUGACCGUGAUCCUUAAACGGAGUGGUAUUACCGAUGUAGCUCUCUCGUUCGCACUUAAGGGCAUUAUAAGUUAUUUUUUUUCUUAACAUUCUUUUAUUAUAAUGUAUUAGUCUACCGCCUUGUUAUAUUUCAUGAUUUAUAUAAUAUUUCAGCCUUAUAAUAUGUUAUAGAACUAUCGUUGGCGUUUCCCAGGAGUAUUGGCAAACCGAUUUGGCAAGUUUAGAUUAAUUAUUUUUAUUAGGAUGGGAAUAUUAGUGUUGUGUAAAAUUUUUUGUAUUGUAGGUAUUAGGUAUGUGUCGAUGUUAUGAUUUAUUGUUAGUACAAAACUAAAUGAAUUUGUAAAUAAUUAUUGAUCUCUGUGAUACGUAAUAAGCUUACUUAUAUACAUAUUUUUUGUAAGGCUACGGUUUUACACAAAUAAACAGUAUGUUGGUA
This is a messenger RNA of Leptidea sinapis, 7351 nucleotides long. RefSeq lists its product as uncharacterized. Bases 221 to 1720 code for a protein of 499 amino acids. NCBI's taxonomy places the organism in Eukaryota, Metazoa, Arthropoda, Insecta, Lepidoptera, Pieridae. The record is from RefSeq and is a predicted model, not a curated record. The transcript has 11 exons.